This is a messenger RNA of Drosophila innubila, 1339 nucleotides long. It is a transcript of the gene Spt3, whose product is annotated as transcription initiation protein SPT3 homolog. Bases 36 to 1187 code for a protein of 383 amino acids. NCBI's taxonomy places the organism in Eukaryota, Metazoa, Arthropoda, Insecta, Diptera, Drosophilidae. The record is from RefSeq and is a predicted model, not a curated record. Gene Ontology annotation, molecular function: protein heterodimerization activity; transcription coactivator activity. The transcript has a single exon. Gene Ontology annotation, biological process: transcription by RNA polymerase II.
UACGAAAGAAAUUGCCGUUGAUACUGCUGCUAAUCAUGAAUUAUCAAGCAAAGCGUGUGAUGCGCCAAAAUUCGGUGUCAGUUGCGGCCAAUGAUGUUGGCGGUGUCGCGUCCCCAUCGCCAAUUAUGACAACAACCUCAUCGGCACCCAGUACACCGCAGUUGCAGAAUCUGGAAGACAACAAACCCGUGCACGUUCAUCGCCAGGUGAUCUUGGUGCAGAGCGGCAACGUCCCGCAAUCGCAGCAUCAGCAGCUGCAAACAGUGACAGCUGUGACUUCAAACCCGAAUACAGCUAUGACCGCCAUACAGAUUGCAGAUGAUGCGCCCGUCUCCCUGCUUACAGAGAUUGCUGAUAUUAUGCGGAGCUUUGGGGACAGCGAUCAACCGCGCACGGCCAGCGUCAAGUUGGUUGAGCAGAUACUGCAACAGCAACUACGUGGGAUUUUUAAUGAGGCCUCAUUGGUUGCCAUGCGCCGCAAGCAGAAUCCCUGUCCAUCGCAGGCAGACUUUGAGUUUUUAAUGCGUAAUCAUCCCGUGAAAAUAGCACGGAUGCGUAAGCACUUGAAGGACAUGCGUAUAUUGAAACGAUUCCUAAGCAUUCGCACUGGCAGACCGCAGGAUUUUAUGGACGAUCUAGAGCAGCAGGAGGAGGACGAAGAGCUUGCCAUUGAAGUUCAGGAGCUGCACGACGAGGAUCGCAUGCGUCGACUGUUUCGUGCCGAUCGCAUCUCACAAAUACUCACCGGACAACAGUAUCUGGAAUUUAAUGAAGCGCGAAAGACUUCAUUCUACUGUCGCCACGGGGAAAAGAUUAAAAACAAGUUUAGACGCUUUCUGGACUUACCCGCCGAUUUGCGUAUACCGACGCCCACAAUGAACAUUUUGGCCUAUCUGGCACACGAAACUAUUGCGGCUAUUGUGGACUACUCAAUAUUAACGAGAUUGAAUUCAGAGAACCGUGCCACAGAGCCUUACAGUCGGGUCACCUCAGCUGGCGGAAGUCCUGCCAUGAUGCAUGUGUGUCCUGAAGUAACCCAAGGCCGAGGCAUGGAGGUAGUAAAACCCAUUAGUAUACAAGAAAUACACGAAGCAAUGCGACGCUUUCGUCAAAUGAGUAACCGCAAAAUUGGACGUUACCGCAACUCUUGUGACAUUGACUUCAGACGCAGUUUCCUGGCCAUUUAAAGCAUUGAUAAGCUUUCAAGAUGUCAUAAAAUAUGUUGCAGUUCAAUUAAGCACUGAUAUAAUAUUAACAACCGUUUAAUCCAAUCCAAUUUUAAGAUUACCAUAUUUAACUGAUUAUUUUUAAAUAAAAUAAAAACAAUUUAUUUAUUUCA